UCAAAUAUGAUCAGCUUCGCACUGCCCAUCCCACACAUCACUUCACAAAAUCGAAUUCUCAAAUCAACUUCAUUUGGUCAUCUGGUGACGUGAUUUCCAACUUCGCUCAUUGUAAUAUUGAAGAUGUUCUGCCUUCCGUAUCAGAUCACUCCAUUGUCAUUCUCAAAAUUGAUAACUUCCUCGCUGCUAAAAGUAAUAAAAGGAAUAUUCCUACAAAAAUUGUCUUUGACUACGAAAAAAUUUCAGACAACAAAUGGCGUGAUUUUAGUAAUAAAACAGAUACAUUAGCCAAUGGAUGUCAACUUCGUGCUCUUAAUAACAGAACG
Funneliformis geosporum is the source of this 326-nucleotide messenger RNA. The record is from the annotation of a GenBank genome assembly. NCBI's taxonomy places the organism in Eukaryota, Fungi, Glomeromycota, Glomeromycetes, Glomerales, Glomeraceae.